AGCCCGUGGCCGCGGCGGAGCUUAAGCGCCUGCGCAGUACCUACACUAGGCGCUGGCGCCAAUAGAGGCUGGCGGGAGUAAGUACCAUGGCAUGGAUUCCAGCCGAGUCUGCGGUGGAAGAGUUGAUGCCACGGUUGUUACCUGUGGAGCCCUGUGACUUGACGGAAGGUUUCGAUCCCUCGGUACCCCCCAGGACGCCUCAGGAAUACCUGAGGAGGGUGCAGAUCGAAGCAGCCCAGUGCCCAGAUGUUGUCGUAGCCCAGAUUGACCCAAAGAAGUUGAAAAGGAAACAAAGCGUGAACGUUUCUCUUUCGGGAUGCCAGCCUGCCCCUGAAGGUUAUUCCCCAACACUUCAGUGGCAGCAGCAACAAGUGGCACAUUUUUCAACUGUUCGACAGAGUGUGCACAAGCAUAGAAAUCACUGGAAAUCGCAACAGUUGGAUAGUAAUGUGACAAUGCCAAAAUCUGAAGAUGAAGAAGGCUGGAAAAAAUUUUGUCUGGGUGAAAGGUUAUGCGCUGAAGGAGCUACUGGACCAUCUACAGAUGAAAGCCCUGGGAUUGAUUAUGUGCAAGUUGGUUUUCCUCCCUUGCUUAGUAUUGUAAGCAGAAUGAAUCAGGCAACCAUUACUAGUGUCUUGGAAUAUCUAAGUAAUUGGUUUGGAGAAAGAGACUUUACGCCAGAAUUGGGAAGAUGGUUUUAUGCUCUGUUGGCUUGUCUUGAAAAGCCUUUAUUACCUGAGGCUCAUUCACUAAUCCGACAGCUUGCAAGAAGAUGCUCUGAAGUGAGGCUCCUCGUGGGCAGUAAAGAUGACGAAAGAAUCCCAGCUUUGAAUCUGCUGAUCUGCUUAGUCAGCAGGUAUUUUGAUCAACGUGACUUAGCUGAUGAGCCGUCCUGAUAGAGCUUACCUCCUGGGAUGGAAGAUCAUUCUGUGAAGGGAGCCUGAGUCUGAGGAAGCAUAAUUCCAGCCUGCUGACAGAUUGCAUCACUUCUUCAAGUUAUGGGAAGGGUUUCAUCUUAACCUGCAGCUCAAGUUGAUAUUCAAAAUAUAGACUUGAUUGGUUUCUGUGUCUGAAAUAUCUGUGGAAAAGUCCACCUGGUAUCUGAUGAGCCGUUGGAGCAGUGUUCUUCAGUUGCAUGCUUUGAAAAUAGGUCACAUGUGACUCAUUACGUACUACUUAAGCAGCCUGUAUAAAAGCUGAUGACACUUUAUACAGGCCCCCGGUGCUGCUUCAUUGGUUUUUACAGGUAUACAUAUAUGUUUAUGUUAAAAUGUAUUUUGGCUACCAAAAUUUUAUUUGACUCUUGGACAAAAUAAAAGACAGUGGAUGCCCUUAGAAUUGCACUUCA
Messenger RNA from Arvicanthis niloticus (Nile rat), 1348 nucleotides. It is a transcript of the gene Gemin2, whose product is annotated as gem nuclear organelle associated protein 2. Gene Ontology annotation, cellular component: SMN complex; nucleus; spliceosomal complex. Gene Ontology annotation, biological process: spliceosomal snRNP assembly; spliceosomal complex assembly. NCBI's taxonomy places the organism in Eukaryota, Metazoa, Chordata, Mammalia, Rodentia, Muridae. The record is from RefSeq and is a predicted model, not a curated record.